Molecule: messenger RNA, 1185 nt
Organism: Cryphonectria parasitica EP155
Lineage: Eukaryota; Fungi; Ascomycota; Sordariomycetes; Diaporthales; Cryphonectriaceae
Exons: 1
Coding region: 1-1185 (394 amino acids)
Source: RefSeq, a predicted model, not a curated record
AUGCCAAAAUCAACAUCACCGUCAUCAUCAACAACGCUCGCUCUCUUCCGCAGCCUCCUCCGCGAAGCCUCCUACCUCCCGCCAGUAUGUCGCCCCUUCGUAGCCGACCAGAUCCGCACACGCUUCAGGGCGCACAUGCACGACAAGAGCAGCCACAAGUCCGCCCUCACAUUGUCACGCAUCAGCCGCGCCCGCCAUAACCUCCGCCUCCUGCACGCUGCCAACAUGGGCCACAUGGAGACUAUGCGCCGCGUCCUGAUGUUGUCCUUUGGGCGCAUAGGCAAGAGACGGCGGGUGCUCAUGUCGAGGUUCCUGGCCAAACCUCCGCCUGCCGACUCGGACGAGCUGGCGAGGCAGAUCCGCGAGGAGGCUGAAGGCCCGCAGGGGCCAGGUCGAGAAGCACCAGCAGGAGGGCCGAAACAGGGGAGGCAGCUGAAGCGAGACUGGCUGGACAACUGGGACCUGCCAAAGCUCCACGCACUGGCCGCAAGCCAGGCCAAGAGGAGCUUCUGGAGCCCCAAACCCUCCAUCAAGGGAAACAAGCUGAACCCACAGGAGGCCAUCCCCGAACUGAACAUAUGGGGCCGCCCAUUGGCUGCGAGGCUGCGCAGGAGCAAGAUGCGCAAGUGGUACAAGGCCCAGGUCAACCGCCUCAUGCCGCCCGUCGGUAGGGGCGAGUGGGAAAUGCUGCGCCACCUGGCCGCGGGUACGGCCGACCGGAACCUCUGGGAGAUGCCCACGAGACGGCCCCAGGGUUUGCCGGUGUAUCAAGGAGGCAGGCCUGAAGAAGAAGGAUACGACAGCAAACAACAGAGCGGCGGCGGCGGCGGCAAGUGGGACUGGAAGGAGUUCGCCACGCACCCGGUCAGGCACAUCGAGAGGGGGAGCUCGAGAUCCAUGAAGGUACGGACCGGCGAGCAGGGGGAGGCUCCGUACGGGCUGGGCGCACCCAUAGGCGUACACUCCUACAAGCGUGCGAGGUUCUGGACGAGACUGUACAGCAAGAUAUGGGAGAUGACCCCGACCAUGACCAAGGUGGAAGACCAGCCGGGCCGGUGGCAUGUCGAGUGGGGACGUGUCGAGAAGAAGACCCCCGUCGCGACGGCCAACCAGGCAGCCUUCUUCAAGGACGCUAUCGCCAAGAGACCCAAGAAGCCAAGAAGACAAAUUGCGAAAGAGAAAUAA